CCUUAGUGCCACGUGCUAAAAUCUCCCCUAAAUAAAGCCCAAUAACUGCAAUGAGCUGCGAAUAGCUGGACACUUGACACUUCAGUUACAUACCAGCAUACCCCUACGCCGCUGUACUAGGGGGUGGACUUGUGUAACUGGUCUCGAAAUCUAGCCUUCAUGUUUUAUUUUUUCUUUUUUUCCUUACCUCACGUAUCCUAUCAUCUAUCUGCAUCAACAACAACAACCCAAAAAAAACCCUCUCGCAUCACUUCCUCGUCACCUGUUCACCUAUCGAUUUUUUUGGUCCCUACCUUAGGCCUACCUUAGGCACUGGUAAUAAACAACAGCCUCGUCUCCAAGAAAAGAAAAAAAAGGAUUACAUCCCCAUUUCUUUUUCCUUACGAUGCUGCUACGGGAUUCACAGUUGAAACGUCCUGAAUGGCUACCAGCGUCGCCCAUCGUCAUGUAAAUUUGGAUGAUGACCCCUUGACUCUUCUCGAAAGCUUCGAAUCUAUUCCCCUCGAAUAUGACCUCCAUCAUGACGUAUUAUACGACCCCUCCACUGAGUCUAGUAGUCAAUUAUCUAUCAUGUCGGCCGAAGACAUACCCUUAGAUUUGUCCCGUACCCUAACAACCGGGUCUGAAGGUUGGACUGAUUCUGAAGACGAUAACGACGAUUCGUCUGUCACGUCUGAGACUUCGCAUGCCCGCAUCGCCCGUCGACCACAUUUCCCCCCUGUCCUACCCUCCGUAAACUCGUCCUCUAGUAUCUCCAAGAGUCUGCCGCAGAAGCUAGCAGCAACUAUUGCCGCUGCCGAGGGUUCUAGCUUAGACCGUCGCCGACAUCACCUAAGCAAAUCUCACUCACCCUCUGCUCGCUUUCGACGUGUGAAGUCACCGUCUAUACCUUCCCAGCCCCACAGAAGGUCUCUAAUCUCCGAUGCCCUUCGUACCAACGUUCCGCUAGAUUUGCAAAAUCGGCCGAUCCACCUUCAAGUACCCCCGACUCGGCAUACUCGACAGUUUUCACAUGGGAUUCACGACAAUAUCUCGGAACGGAUAGGUCUUCCUAGCGUUAGAGGCCCUCAACCCAAGCCAUACAGUUGGAAGGGGCUUGGAGUGGAAAGUGAAGAGAGCGACUAUGAGGAAGAUGAGACCAGAUUCGCCAACUCUGAAGAUGAAGACGACGAAGAGGAUAACGUGUCCGCCCGCGCGUCUCGUGGCCUCCAACGCUUAUCAGAACACUACUCGAGGCUUAGAGACCGGAGAACUAAUCUAUGGGAAGUUUUCGACAGCAUCCAUCUAAAACGAGCCCAAGUUCAAGACUUACGUCAUGUGAAGGAUGAAACUACUCUUGCCUUUAUGACCGCUGUGCAAGCUAUACUCCCGAACAAUCCAGGGCUAGAUCAGCUCUUCAAGGAUAUGCAAGAUGCCCAACUCAAGUGCCAAGAAGCGGAACAACGCUUCGACGAUAUGCUGGAUGAGCUCCAGCAUGGCGAAGUAGAGUUGGAGCUAGAAGAGCGGAGGUUCUAUACUGCCGCGGCAGGCGGAAACGGGACCGAUGACGAAUCCGACGAUGAUAGCUGUUCGGUGACCUCGGAGAUCUCAGCACUGCUAGGAAUCACCGGUGAUCGCCCAGAAGACAUACACCCCUUAUUUGAAGAGCUCCGAGAGGCUUCCCGGAACAUACAGCUAGCCAAGGAGCUUCUGGUAAAUACCCAAAUGAAAAGGAAAGCCCUGAGUGCAGGAAAAUCUCAUUUGUUAUCCCCCGAUAGUAUUGAAUUGUUGGAGAAGUACGGGGAUGCGGGGAAGAACCGAGCUCUCGAACUCAAGCGAUCGGGAGUAAUGUCGGAAGACGACAUUGAAAUACUCAUGGAUUACGACAAGCUAGAGCGGAAAGCUCGUCUUGAUAUCGAACGUUUCACUAAAGAUGUCAUAAGACUGGAAAGCGAAUGCCGCGAGAAGGGAGUAAUGCCCAAAAACACCCCUUUCCAGGAGGAAGGGUUUGGAGUCAAUCCCGUUCUUAAGGACGAUAUUCAGCUUGACGAUGUGCCGUUCGAAACCCACGCGAGAGGGCAGCCCAAGACCCUAGCACAUUCUGUAUUCCCCAAACUACUGUCAAACCCUACGCACUUGCUAGAGGCAUUCCCGAUGACAGCCCAACAGUCGCUCCGGCUUGCCUUAUCACUUCCUCCGGCAAUGCCAUCCCGUCAAAAGCAUGUUAAUGAUGCGGCCCGCGAGGUCAAUAUCCAAUCCUUACUUAUAGAGGCUGGAGACGUUGACAAAAGGGGCUAUAUUAAUCGUUGGUUACUCCAUAAGCUUCACUUAUCACCCAUGGAAGCCGAGCUUUUGUGGUCUACUUUCCACGUUCGCCUCAGAGUUCGUGAUACCAAUAGAUGGCAGCAGGAUGUCCUCCACUUGUGGUGGAAGGACCAGGCUGCCAGUCUACCAUCGGCUCAGUUCGAGAGUACGCACGAAGAUCAUAGUUCGGCAUCCAUUCAUCCAAGGACAGAUCUUCCAGCGAGACGGUUUUCUGAUUCUGGCCAGCUUGACCGUCUUUGGCUUUGGGAGAUCGAAGAGGCGUGGGACUGAAAGACAUGGUUUUCUUCUUUUCUUUUUAAUAGAUAGUGCAAUACCCACUUCAGUAUAUAUCAGACGGCCAUUGUACUCAUGGCUGCAUUUACUUUGUUACUUCACUGGUGGCUGUUGUCGUCAGGUCUUGGUUUUG
Molecule: messenger RNA, 2710 nt
Organism: Daldinia caldariorum
Lineage: Eukaryota; Fungi; Ascomycota; Sordariomycetes; Xylariales; Hypoxylaceae
Exons: 1
Coding region: 421-2574 (717 amino acids)
Source: RefSeq, a predicted model, not a curated record